AUGGUCGGCCCUCCGCCUCUGCACGGCGUCAAAGUCCUCGAGUUCGCCGGCCUCGCCCCGGGUCCCUUUGCAGGAAUGCUCCUCUCCGACGCGGGCGCCUCGGUCCUCCGCGUCGACCGCGCUCUCAAGGGCAGCCGCACACCCUUGCCGACCGAGGACAUGCUAGCCCGCCACAAGGCCAGCGUCGCCGUGGACCUGAAGUCGCCCACCGGCCUCGCCUUUGUGAAGCGUCUCGCGGAAAAGGCCGACGUGCUCAUCGACCCAUUCCGUCCUGGCGUGCUGGAGAAGUUGGGGCUGGGCCCCGAUGUCCUGGAGAAGGCGAACCGGGGCCUGGUUUACGGCCGCAUGACGGGGUUCCGGAGGGACGGGCGGUACAAGGACAUGGCGGGCCAUGACAUCAACUACCUCGCCGUGUCCGGGGCGUUGAGCCUGCUCGGCCGUGAGGGGGAGAAGCCGCACCCGCCAGUGAACAUCCUGGCUGACUUUGCGGGCGGAGGGGCGAUGCUGUUCCAGGGGAUCUUGAUGGCGCUGCUGGCGAGGGAGAGGAACGGGGGGAAAGGGCAGGUCGUCGAGGCGAACAUGGUGGACGGGUCGGCGUACCUCGCCACCUUCUCGCGGUUCGCGCUCAAGACCCCGCUGGGGGACAACGGGCGGGGGCGGAAUAUGCUCGACGGCGGGUGCCCUUACUACGACACCUACGAGACUAAGGACGGCAAGUACUUCGCCGUCGGGGCGCUGGAGCCGCAGUUUUUCGCGGCUUUCGUCAAGGGGCUCGGGUUGGCGGGGCAGGGGUGGGAACAGAAAAGGUUUGACCGGGAGAGGUGGGGAGAGCUAAGGGAGCUGUUUACCAAGAUCUUCAAGACUCGAACGAGGGGCGAGUGGGAGGGGGUGUUUGAUGGGACGGACGCGUGCUGUACACCUGUUUUGGAGUAUCACGAGCUCGAGACGGAGGCGGCGAGAGAAGGGGACCUGAGGCCGGCGGUGACCUUGGUGGAGACGCCGUGUCUGGCUGUGGCGGAGAGCGAGAAUGAAGAUCCGAGACGGGGGCAGGGGCCUGGUGUUGAGGGGGGAGGGUAUGUUGGCGUUCUGCUCACGCCUGGUGAUGGUGGUGAGAAGGCGCUUGAAGAAUGGCUGGGGUGGAAGAAGGGGAGAGAGUUCGAGGUCAAAGAGGGGACGUGGGUGCUCAAAGAGAAGUCCAGGCUAUGA
Messenger RNA from Colletotrichum orchidophilum, 1206 nucleotides. Its product is annotated as CoA-transferase family III. Lineage: Eukaryota; Fungi; Ascomycota; Sordariomycetes; Glomerellales; Glomerellaceae. The transcript has a single exon. The record is from RefSeq and is a predicted model, not a curated record. Gene Ontology annotation, molecular function: catalytic activity. The coding region runs from base 1 to 1206 and encodes 401 amino acids.